Messenger RNA from Camelina sativa (false flax), 736 nucleotides. Its product is annotated as non-specific lipid transfer protein GPI-anchored 31-like. Gene Ontology annotation, biological process: lipid transport. Gene Ontology annotation, molecular function: lipid binding. The record is from RefSeq and is a predicted model, not a curated record. Lineage: Eukaryota; Viridiplantae; Streptophyta; Magnoliopsida; Brassicales; Brassicaceae.
ACCAGCAUUUCUCAGUGUCUUCUCUCUCGAUUCUUCUUCGAGACCAAAACAGAGAAUCAAACAAUGGCUUUCUUCUCCGCCACGAUCUCUCUUCUCCUCCUCGUUCUCUCUGUUUCCUCAACUUCUGUUCACGGAAGCCUUGUUCCCCCCUUGGAGUGCUCCGCCCUGAUGAUGAACAUGGCGGGAUGUUUAGCUUUUGUGACGAUCGGGAGUACGGUGGAUGUACCCACAAGUUCGUGUUGCAAUGGUCUCAAGACAAUUCUCGAUACGAACGCGGCAUGUUUAUGUGAAGGGUUGAAGACCAGUGGCUCCAUGGGAAUCAAAAUGAACGUUACCAAAGCCUAUACUCUUCCCGCUGCUUGUAAACUUAAUGCUCCCUCGGUCUCAUCUUGUCAAUUGCCUAUUCCUCCUACCCCUUCUCCUAAUGCGAAAGCUCCAGUUCCCGCUGCUGGACCACGAUUAGGAUCAGGUCCAUCAUCUGCUCCAGCUCCAAGCCCUUCUCAAGGGAACCCUGGCUCUUCGUUGAUCCCAAUCUAUGGCUUGACAUUUGUAAUCAGUGGCGCACUGGUUAUAUUGUUCUCUCUUAUCUAAAAUCCGAUAUUCCUAUACAUGUAUUAGACCUUAGCGUAUCAUUUAGUUGUGCUGUUUCCAUAACUCCAUUAAGACUUAUCAGGUUACCAUGAAGACUUGGGUUUGAAAUGUGUGUUUUGUUUGGUAAUUUUAUUAUUUGAGUUGA